This is a messenger RNA of Knipowitschia caucasica, 654 nucleotides long. The record is from the annotation of a GenBank genome assembly. Lineage: Eukaryota; Metazoa; Chordata; Actinopteri; Gobiiformes; Gobiidae.
AUGGUCUGUGGCUGUGGACGUGCACAGUCCAGCCACAGCACGAGCGCCGCCUGGUGGACGGACAGAGAAGUGCACAUGCUCCAGAACUUAAAAAGGAAGGCAGCUCUAAAACACAGCUCUAACCUCAGCUCUAACAUCAGCUCUAACAUCAGCUCUAUCCUCAGCUCUAACAUCAGCUCUAUCCUCAGCUCUAUCCUCAGCUCUAACCUCAGCUCUAACUUCAGCUCUAACCUCAGCUCUAUCCUCAGCUCUAACCUCAGCUCUAUCCUCAGCUCUAUCCUCAGCUCUAACCUCAGCUCUAACUUCAGCUCUAUCCUCAGCUCUAUCCUCAGCUCUAACCUCAGCUCUAACUUCAGCUCUAACCUCAGCUCUAACCUCAGCUCUAACCUCAGCUCUAACCUCAGCUCUAACUUCAGCUCUAACCUCAGCUCUAACUUCAGCUCUAACCUCAGCUCUAACCUCAGCUCUAACCUCAGCUCUAUCCUCAGCUCUAUCCUCAGCUCUAACCUCAGCUCUAACUUCAGCUCUAACCUCAGCUCUAACUUCAGCUCUUACUUCAGCUUUAACUUCAGCUCUAUCCUCCGCUCUAACUUCAGCCUCAGCUCUAACUUCAGCUCUAUCCUCAGCUCAGAGGAGAGCAGAGUGAAACAUUGA